GCGCCGCCAGACUCGAUCAAUCGCUCGAUGUUCUUUUUUGUCUGCAGUUUGGGUGAGCCAGCUAGCUGCUAAGCGUUAGCCGAGCCGAGCCGAGCCGAGGGUCAACGCGGGAGACGUUCCGUCCGUUCUGCGCGACUCCUCCUCGGCCGGCAAGCGGACAGCAUGCGGCGUCUCCCCGGGUCCGCUGGCGGCGAUGUCUGCGGCGGCUUCCAGCCGCUGCUGGCCGCCCUGCUGGCCCUCUCCUCGGCCUCCGCGUCCGCGUCCGCUCAUGUGGAUGGAACUCCGCCCUCCAAAAUAGCGGUGGUGGGCGCCGGCAUCGGGGGCAGCGCCGCGGCCCACUUCCUGCGCCAGCACUUCGGGGCCGACGUGCAGCUGGACGUGUACGAGAAGGGCGAGGUGGGCGGCCGCUUGGCCACCGUCACCGUCAACCGCGACCGGUACGAGUCGGGCGGAGCCGUCGUUCACUCGCUCAACCUGCACAUGCGGGACUUUGUCAAGCAGCUGGGCUUGAAGUACCGCCGCGGCGUGGCGGGCAAGACGGCGGUGUUCGACGGCGCCGAGGUGAUCCUGGGGGAGACGGACUGGUACCUGCUGGACCUUUUCCGCCUGUGGUGGCGCUACGGCAUCAGCUUCAUCCGCCUGCAGAUGUGGGUGGAGGAGAUCAUGGAGAAGUUCGUCAGGAUCUACAAGUACCAGGCCCACGGUUACGCCUUCAGCUCGGCGGAGGAUCUCCUGGACUCGCUGGGCGGGAGCGGCUUCCUGAACAUGACGCGCAGGCCGCUCUCCGAUUCGCUGCUGGAGCUGGGCGUGUCACAGCGCUUCAUCGACGAGGUCGUGGCGCCCGUCAUCAGGCUCGACUACGGCCAGAACGUCAGCAUACCCGCUUUCGUGGGCGCGGUGUCUUUGGCGAGCGCCCAUUCCAACCUUUGGGCGGUGGAAGGCGGAAACAAGUUGGUUUGCGAGGGGCUGCUGAAGAUGGCCAAUGCCAACCUGGUGCCCGCGCGGGUCACCUCUGUGCGACCGCUCCGCUCUGCAGGCGGCGCGCUUCAGUACCAGCUGAGCGUGGCCGGAGAGGCGGCGGGGCCGGCGUACGACGCGGUGGUGCUGGCGGCGCCGCUGCGGGCCGGCUCGGGCGUCUCCUUCCGAGGCUUCGCGCCGCCUGUGGAGCCGGCGGAGGACGACGACCGCGGCACGGUGGCCACCGUGGUGCACGGCUACCUCAACACCUCGCUGUUCGGCUUCCCGGACCCGCGCCUCUUCCCGUACGCCGGCGUGCUGACCACCGACGCGCCGGCGCUGUUCUUCAACAGCGUGGCCGCCAUUUAUCCCGUCAACGUGUCGCUGGGCUUCCGCCGCAAACGGGCGCACGAGGCCGCCGUCUACAAAGUCUUCUCGCCCGAAGUGCUGACCAGGGAGCAGCUGAAGACGCUCUUCAGGUCGUACUACUCGGCGCAGGCGACGGAGCAGCGGGCGUACCCUCGCUACGGCGACGCGGCGCCGCCCCCGGUGGAGCUGCGGCCGCACCUCUACUACCUGAACGGCGUGGAGCGGGCGGGCGGUGCCGUGGAGAUGAGCGCCGUGGCCGCCAAGAACGUCGCCCUGCUCGCUUACCACCGCUGGAACGGGCGCACCCUCCAAGUGGACCGCAAGGACCUCAUGCACAAGAUCAAGACUGAACUUUGACCUCCUUGGAGGCCUCGCAGCGCGAAGCUCUCGCGCUGAAAGUUCGGACGCCGCCGGGCUCGUCCGGCUUCGGAAAGUACGGGUUGGUCUUAUUCCAUCACGGACGUGUGUUCGGCUUACGGACACGGCAGGGCGGGCAGAGUACGCGGCUCACCGCGCAUUUUCGUGACCGAGUCCUGCCAAAUAUUCAUGGCAGAAUUUGGCCCCUUUUCCUCGAUUUUGGGCUUUUAUUAGGCUUUUUUCAUUGUUUAUUUCAUCUAAUAAUUGCUUACUUGGGUUUGCCCCACUAGCUUAGUGUCGGUUUCUGUUUUUUUUUUAAAUGUUAUUUUAUUUUUUUUUAAUAAAGAAGAUUUCCAAAGUAAUGAGCUCCUUUUAUCAAUGUCAGCAGGUAGUUGAGUUUUAAAAGUAAAAAGUCGCCAGAAAAAUAAAUACUCAAGUAAAGCACAGAUAGCUGAACAAUCUACUUCAUUACAGUAAUCAAGUACAAGUACUUUGUGACUUUCCACCGCUGGUAAAUGGAUGUAUGCUACAUCCAUCAAUGUGUGCGCGUGCGUGUCCAGUGAAGAGCACGUCCGCCGUCUCCACAUUUGUCAGCUUUGAAAAUGUCAAAAGAGCAAGAACAUCACGAAUGUUUGCGUAUUUCCUGCUGCACGUUUCAUCGCUAACGUUGCCCGGCGGCAAAGUCACCCUUUGAUUGGCUGCUGCGCCACAAGCGGGAAGUCCAAACACGGGAGGGGGCCUGCUCCUCCUUCCGUCAGCUGAAUUUCAUUCGCUCGCUUUGGGAGGCCGCCUCAUUCCGCGUAUUAUUUAUGAUGACCGCCUCGUUACCUUUGACCUUUCCGGCCGUUACAUGCCCCUCUGAUUGCAAGCAGCCCUAAAGACCUCCCGGCUUGCACGCUUGGGGAAAAAACAAUCUUAAUUAAGGGGGGGCAGGCUGCCCGGAACAGCUGCUGAAAUUCUCCUGUAAUUGCCCCCGUCCGUCCGUCCGUCCGUCCGUCCUCAAAACCGCGAGGCCGUACUGUGCCCCCCCCCCGUGUUUAUUUAUUUCGAAUACAGCAAUUUGAACUUCAAAUCAGAAGUCAUUGCAACCAAAUAUAAAAAAAACAACAACAACUAUUGUUCAAUUGAAGAAGGGAUUUAUUUAUUCAAAAAUACACAGAAACGGGGAUUGGAGUCGUUGCGAGUUGAACUUGAGCGGAUUGGAGUCCCAGUUUUGGCGACUUGACCAAAAUGAAAAGAAAUAUUUCAGCCUCGGGACGUGACGAGGCCUCAAACAAACAUGCGGCUGAAAUCAAUUAGCGAUGAUAUCGUUUUCAAAAUGGAUGGAGAGCAGAAGCUACAUUGAGAACAAUGACUUGGGACUUGCUUGAGACUUUACAGUUCAAACUUGAGACUUGAUGACCAUCGCUGAAUGAAAAAGCGAAGAAUUGUGUUUUUUCAUUCUGUGUCCAAAUGAAAAGUUGGGAUCCAAAAAGAAGACGAUAAUGGCAAAACAGGAACUAAACGUCUUCUCAUGUUGUAUCAUUCCUUUCAAACUCAGUCAACCAAACUGACGAUUUGGGAUGCGCUCUCGUCCAACGAUUCUCAGUGUGGCACGCGAGCUCCCUCUAGUGGGAAGUGAAAAAUGACUGAAUUCGAAUCAACCAUGUACAUUAUUUUUUUACUUUUCAAGUACAGCACAGUUGUAUUUAACCUGAGUGCAAUACAUUUGCAUUUCAUCUUGAAACUGUUUUUGGGGGUGAGAAUGAAUAUUUUAACCAUUUUGUGUUAGAUAGUGUUGAAGUACUGUGAGAGAAGAACUAUAAAUGUUACACCAAUUUAGGAGUGCUCUUUCAUGUGGGACUUUUGUACACAAUUAUUUUCAUUAUAACACAGUACUUGGUGUGUCUAACUUGAUGUUAUGAUAAGUGUAUCAAAGCACAACAUGAAUAACCAGUUGAUUGUUUUCAAAUAAAAAGUUAAUAACCCAAAAAAUAUUUUUGGGAAUAAUUCAAGUACAA
Molecule: messenger RNA, 3683 nt
Organism: Phyllopteryx taeniolatus (common seadragon)
Lineage: Eukaryota; Metazoa; Chordata; Actinopteri; Syngnathiformes; Syngnathidae
Product: prenylcysteine oxidase-like
Exons: 7
Coding region: 163-1683 (506 amino acids)
Biological process (GO): prenylcysteine catabolic process; prenylated protein catabolic process
Molecular function (GO): prenylcysteine oxidase activity
Source: RefSeq, a predicted model, not a curated record